UGGUUGGAGAACGAAAUUUGUUCGUGGCCGUCUUUAUCGUGUGCGCAUAAAUCCGUCGAGCAUCCAAUUAUUUAAUCUCAAUCUGCCUUCCAAUUUUCACUGUUUCAAGAAUCAACAACUCCCCCAAAUGGGGAGAAAUUUCCCUUUUCUCUUCUCCCGAAGAAACUAGAAAUUCCUUACGUGCGCUCAAUACAGAUUCCCAAAUCCCAAUUCCGAAAAGGAUCUCUACUUUUUCCCCGUUUCUGAAUUUGUAAUUUCUUCUGUGUUCAACCAUUUUUCCCGGAUUUUCUCGCUGAUCGAGAAAAUAUCGAGGAAAUUUCGUUGUUCUGAAUCUAAUAAUGGCAGCUUGUUUUAGUUUCUCUUCUACCUUGGACUCGUGUUUCCGGUACUCCUUUUCUAGGGCAGGGCUCAAAUCCACCACCACCGAUCUCGGCGAUGGAACGAUCAUGCACUGCUGGGCGCCCAAAAUCAGAAAAGACACGAAGCCUAAUUUGCUGCUCCUCCAUGGAUUUGGGGCAAACGCAAUGUGGCAAUGGAACGAGUUCAUAUCGCCGCUGAUUCGAUUCUUCAACGUUUACGUCCCUGACCUAAUCUUCUUCGGCAAUUCGUACACGACUCGACCGGAGCGCUCCGAGUCGUUUCAGGCUCGCUGUAUGAUGCGUCUCAUGGAUUCGCUUGAAGUUCAGACGACGAAUGUCGUAGGAAUUAGUUACGGUGGCUUCGUAUCCUACAGUAUGGCCGCGCAAUUUCCGGAGCGAUUGGAGAAAGUCGUGCUCUGUUGCGCCGGGGUUUGUUUGGAAGAGAAGGAUAUGGCGGACGGGAUGUUCGUGGUGAAGAACGUCGAUGAAGCCGCCAGUAUUUUGCUGCCUCAAACGCCGGCGAAGCUCAAAGAAUUGAUCCGCCUCACCUUCGUCAAGCCUGCUCGGACUAUGCCCACUUGUAUAAUCGACGAUUUCAUCGAUGUGAUGUGCACAGAGUACAAGGAAGAGAAAGAAGAGUUGAUUAAAGAAAUUCUCAAGGACAGGAACUUAUCUAAUCUUCCCAAGAUCACUCAGCCUACGUUGAUAAUAUGGGGAGAACAAGAUCGAGUAUUUCCUUUAGAGUUGGCAUAUAGAUUACAAAGGCACUUGGGGGAAAACGCAGAGGUUGUUGUUGUAAAGGAAGCAGGGCAUGCGAUCAAUGCAGAGAAGCCAAAGGAGAUGUACAAACACAUCAAGGCCUUUCUAACCCAACCCAACCUUUCUCCAUCAAAUUCUUCUCUAUGUAGCUUCUGAUCAUUUCUUGCUGCAAAUCUAUCUAUAAUUAUUUAGAUCCAGUUACCAAAAUUACCCUUGUUAAUUUAUAACAUUAUCAAAAUAGCCUUCCAUGUCAUAAUUUGCAAAAGUUAUCGGAUCUAUAAAUAUGAAUGUAAAUAGUUUUCUUGC
Messenger RNA from Momordica charantia (bitter melon), 1424 nucleotides. RefSeq lists its product as uncharacterized. The record is from RefSeq and is a predicted model, not a curated record. Gene Ontology annotation, molecular function: catalytic activity. NCBI's taxonomy places the organism in Eukaryota, Viridiplantae, Streptophyta, Magnoliopsida, Cucurbitales, Cucurbitaceae.